Lachancea mirantina is the source of this 219-nucleotide messenger RNA. NCBI's taxonomy places the organism in Eukaryota, Fungi, Ascomycota, Saccharomycetes, Saccharomycetales, Saccharomycetaceae. The record is from the annotation of a GenBank genome assembly.
AUGAGUGCUCUUUUCAAUUUUCGUGCGCUUUUACGUGUGAUUCUCUUGCUCAUCUGCACUUGCACGUAUAUUCACUCGCAAUGGCCGUCACUUUUGGCCAAAUACAAAAACCACAGCAUGUUGGGUGCAUUCUGGAAAUGUGCCCGUAUUGGCGAGCGAGCAAGUCCCUAUGUUAGUUUGGCUUGCAUUUUCAUGGCGAUCAGCCAAUUCAACGAUUAG